AUGCUGCGACUCUCUCUGCCAUCGACCAGUCUUCGUCGAUCGUUCUUCACCUCGUCCAUCAGCCACUCCGGCCACAACAAAUGGUCCAAAAUAAAGGAAAGGAAAGGAGCCAACGACUUGCGGAAAGGCGUGCUGUACAGCAAAGCUAAUAAGGAUAUUCUGCUUGCGGUGCGAACUGGCGGAAGCGUAGACCCCGAACAGAAUGCGACCCUCGCAGCCGUUAUUAAGAAGGUGAAGUCCCAGGGCGUCCCGAAGGACAACAUCGAGAACGCGCUGAAGAAGGCUGCGGGAGGGAAGGACAAGGGCGAUCAGCAGUUGACAUAUGAGGCGAUGGCGCCCGGCUCGGUUGGCAUGAUCAUAGAGUGCAUGUCGGAUAACGUGAACCGGACGAUGCACGCUCUACGAAAUAUUCUCACUGAUCAUGAAGCUCGUCUGGCACCUGUCGGGUUUCUGUUUGCGCGGAGGGGCUGCGUCCGUGUUUCUCUUGAAAAGGGGGGCAAUUUCGAAGACAAACUAGACCAGCUCAUUGGAGGCCUGCUAGAUUCGGGCGUGGAAGACUUCAAGGAGACCGUUACAACUGAAAGCGAAGCUGAGUUGGAGCUUUGGUGUCAACCACAAGACCUUGCGAAAGUCACCAAUGCCGCCAUGGAAUCGGGCUUUUGCAGCGAGUUGCUCGGCAGUGAGCUGAUAUACACGCCAUUGGAAAAGGGACCGGACAUAGACGCGGAUACGUCCAAACGAUUAGACGAACUGGUAGACACCUUAGAAGACCACGACGAUGUCUUGCGAGUGUGGACCACACACAAUGCCUAG
Fibroporia radiculosa is the source of this 813-nucleotide messenger RNA. RefSeq lists its product as uncharacterized. The coding region runs from base 1 to 813 and encodes 270 amino acids. Gene Ontology annotation, cellular component: mitochondrion. The record is from RefSeq and is a predicted model, not a curated record. NCBI's taxonomy places the organism in Eukaryota, Fungi, Basidiomycota, Agaricomycetes, Polyporales, Fibroporiaceae. The transcript is spliced from 8 exons.